Theobroma cacao (cacao) is the source of this 2385-nucleotide messenger RNA. The record is from RefSeq and is a predicted model, not a curated record. Lineage: Eukaryota; Viridiplantae; Streptophyta; Magnoliopsida; Malvales; Malvaceae.
GUAGGGUGGCUUGCAGCCAAUCCUCAGGGCAUAGUGGUUAGAGAGACCAGAGCCAGAGCCACAGGGGGAGGGAGAGAGAGAGAAGCUGAGAGAGGCAACUGUAGCUCUGCAAAAGCAAUGCUUGUUAUGUCGGCUUCAGGGAUGAUACUGAGGAAGAGCCAUGUCAAAUCAUGAUUAAAACUAAAGCCUUUUUUUUUUUAAGUUUUUGUGUUCCCUGAAUAUCUAUUUUGACCCUCCUGACAAUUUGUUCCUCUUGUAGUAACUCUGUCUGUCUUCUCUCAUUUGCUCCUUCAUACAUGCAAAAACCAGCACUAUCCUUAUCUCACACUACCAUUUCUGGAAUGCAAAUGCUAGACAGAGACAACUUAGGGUUUCCCAACAACAGCCUUACAGACACUGACACAAAGGGUGAAGCAGUAAACUGUGCAGAGAAACUUGGAUGAGAGUGAAAUGGUGAUGGAGGAAGGGGAGCUGUUGGGGCUUUUUGAUGUUAUGGGUUCACUUCUAGAGGAACCUGGUUGGGCUGAAGUGCACCCAGAGCCAUGCACCGACACUCCAUGGCCUGGUGUUGAGUGUGAGAUUGGUCAAGACCCUCCAAUCUUUCAUGUUACGACUAUUCACAUUGGCCCUGAUGUUGCGACCCCUCCUUGCAAACCUUCUGCUAAAAUAUCAGAUUCCUUGCCCAAACUACCUUACCUGACAACUCUCUCUAUUUUCAAUUGUUUUGUAACUUCACAAGUUACGCUUUCUCCUGCCUUAUUUGGUUCACUUUCUUCCUUGGAGCAUCUAUCACUUCAGUCAAAUCCAUCCCUCUCUGGAGAGGUUCCUCCAAGCUUAGCGAAAAUUUCUGGGCUAAAGGUCAUAAGCUUGUCCCAGAACAAUCUACAAGGAAAUAUCCCUCGCGAACUUGGUGGAUUAGUCAACUUGGAGCAACUUGACCUGAGUUACAACAAUCUGAGUGGUGAAAUUCCUGAAGAUAUUGGAGGACUGAAAAGUUUAACCAUUUUGGAUUUAAGCUCGAAUGGCCUUGAAGGGCCGGUGCCAUUUUCAUUGGGUCAGCUUCAACGUCUUCAAAAAGUUGAUUUGUGCUCAAACAGGCUUCAUGGACGGAUACCUCCAGAAUUUGGGAAGCUAAACAGGUUGGUUUUGCUUGACUUGAGCCAUAAUUUCAUCAAUGGGCCAAUCCCUGAGACUCUCUCAGGUUUGGAGCAGCUACAGUAUUUAAUAUUUGAUUACAACCCCAUAAAUGCACUGAUGCCUUUAUUUGUGGGGUCCCUCAAGAGGCUUGCAUCAAUCAGCUUUUCCGGAUGUGGGUUAAUGGGCCCAAUACCCAACUCCUUGUCUUCAUUGAAGAAUCUGACUGCCCUUUCUCUAGACAACAACAGCCUCACAGGGACAAUUCCUCCAAGUUUAGGGUCACUUCCAAAUCUAGACCAGCUUAACUUGAGUCACAACAAGCUAAGUGGGGAGUUACUACUCUCAGAGGAGUUCAUUAAGAGACUUGGGAAAAGGUUGGAUGUUAGAGGAAAUAGUAGGCUAUGCACAAGCUACCAGCUAUCCAGGAAGAACAUCUCUACUUAUCUACAAACCCCAGCUUGCUUGGACACAGAAGGAAUAGUUGACAACAGGACUUGUCCUGAAGAACAACCGGAUGAUUUCAAGGGCAGGAAGCCAUAUUGGUACUAUGGCCAGACGAGUUCACGUGCUCCUUUACAAGAUCCACAGUUCAUUUCAACUUGUUUUGUUCUUUUUCACGUGCUUUCCUUUUUGUAAACAUUUCUAAUAUUUUGUCAAAAUAUAUUUUGUCCUAUGAAAACUAAACUAACCCAAAAUUGAUUAUGAAAAUGAAAAAACUAUAUAUGAUGUUUGGUAUGGGCAUUGAUGGGUCAUUUUCCUGCUGGAAAGAUGGACAGCCUAGGGUACCAAGUUGGUGAAAAUUUGCAGAAAGGCGUUUACAUCAGUGGUUGAGGUGAAGUUACAUGAUAUGGGGCCGAAAAGUUUUGUAUCUGGCUCUAUCUAUCUAUCAUGGUAUCCAGUGACAAAGCUCCAUCUCUGAUUGCUGGUUCAUCUGUAGCAGCCUUUCAGAAAGAGAAGCAAAAGUGAGUCGGAUUUGAUGUUUAAUUCAACUGCAUUUUAGCCUUUUUCACAGGGAAAAAGGAUAUGGCUCUCUGUACUUGAUCUUUAAGAGAAAUAUGGAUGGAGGGUAAUGUCUCAGGAUUAUUUAACAGCCCUGCUGGAAAUAGCUAAAGCAUCAUUGUCCUCCUGGAUUCAAAUGGACCACAGUCACUUUUUCACUCUGUUAACUAACUACGAAUAUUUGAACCAUCCAAUAAUAGCAACUGCUAUGGUAUUUGCUUACAACUUCUAACAGUUAUUAUGGGUUCA